Coregonus clupeaformis (lake whitefish) is the source of this 398-nucleotide messenger RNA. Its product is annotated as coiled-coil and C2 domain-containing protein 1B-like. Lineage: Eukaryota; Metazoa; Chordata; Actinopteri; Salmoniformes; Salmonidae. The transcript has 2 exons. Gene Ontology annotation, molecular function: DNA-binding transcription repressor activity, RNA polymerase II-specific; RNA polymerase II cis-regulatory region sequence-specific DNA binding. The record is from RefSeq and is a predicted model, not a curated record. Gene Ontology annotation, cellular component: nucleus. Gene Ontology annotation, biological process: regulation of transcription by RNA polymerase II. Bases 85 to 333 code for a protein of 82 amino acids.
GUUAAUUUAUAAAUGUAUCCCGCUGAUUACUUCACUGAUAUGUCUCAUUAAUUGAUAUGUCUCCCUGUCCUAGCCCCCUUACCUAUGGAGAAUAUAGCCAGAAUGGCAGAGGAGUGUAUGAAGGAGAUAUACCAUGAUGAUGAGGAUGAUGACGACCUGGAAGAUGAUGAAGAUUUACUGGCUGAGCUGCAGGAAGUAGUGGCCGAUGAGGAAACGGAGGAUGAUGUGACCCCCACCUCCCCGGAAGAGACGCCACGAUCACCACCACAGGUAACUCACAUCUCCUGCCUACAGAAACGCACACUAAGUUGUAUCUGCAAUGCCAGCGUGUGACUUUAGAUUUGACAGUGUUAGCUGUGUGUAUGAAAUACUGAAGCAUACAAUAAGUAUUAUGGUCU